Molecule: messenger RNA, 1451 nt
Organism: Gossypium raimondii (Peruvian cotton)
Lineage: Eukaryota; Viridiplantae; Streptophyta; Magnoliopsida; Malvales; Malvaceae
Product: caffeic acid 3-O-methyltransferase
Exons: 3
Coding region: 93-1169 (358 amino acids)
Biological process (GO): methylation
Molecular function (GO): S-adenosylmethionine-dependent methyltransferase activity; protein dimerization activity; O-methyltransferase activity
Source: RefSeq, a predicted model, not a curated record
GGAUUCGGCCGAUUGAACACCCUAUAUGCGGAUAUGGUCUCAAAAAUUUUGGUAAAGUGAAACAACCAGAAACAGGCGCUGAGAAAGAAACCAUGUCUCAAGAAGAUCAGGAGGAAGAAGUUGGGAAACUGGCCGUCCGCCUAGCCAACGCCGUGGUACUUCCAAUGGUCUUGAAAUCAGCCUUGGAGCUGAACAUAAUUGACACAAUCUCAGCCGCUGGUGAUGGCGCGUUUCUGUCGCCUUCCCAGAUUGCGAGUGCCCUUCCCUCCAAGAAUCCUGACGCACCAGUGCUACUUGAUCGAAUGCUACGCCUGUUGGCCAGCCAUUCCAUUCUCAAAUGCUCAGUAAAAGCAAAGGAAAAAGGAGAAAUUGAAAGACUGUACGGUGCAGGCCCACUAUGCAAGUUCCUUGUUAAGAAUCAAGAUGGAGGGUCGAUUGCACCUCUCCUUUUGUUGCACCAUGACCAAGUCUUCAUGCAAAGCUGGUACCAUUUAAAUGAUGCUAUACUAGAAGGAGGGGUUCCUUUUAGUAAGGCAUACGGGAUGACAGCAUUUGAAUAUCCAGGAACCGAUCAACGAUUCAAUAGAGUAUUUAACCAGGCAAUGUCAAAUCAUACUGCUUUGAUAAUGAGGAAGAUUGUUGAUGUUUAUAAAGGGUUUGAUGGGUUGAAAGUGUUGGUUGAUGUGGGUGGUGGGAUUGGGGUUGCUCUCAGUUUUAUUACUUCAAAGUAUCCUCAAAUCAAGGGCAUCAACUUUGAUCUGCCUCAUGUUUUGGCUGAUGCACCCACUUAUUCAGGUGUUGAGCAUGUUGGCGGAGAUAUGUUUGAAAGUGUUCCAAAAGGUGAUGCGAUUUUUUUAAAGUGGAUACUCCAUGAUUGGAGUGAUGAACAUUGCUUGAAGCUUGUCAAGAACUGUUGGGAAGCUCUCCCUAAUGGUGGGAAAGUGAUUAUUGUGGAAUCUAUCUUACCCGAGGUUCCUGAUACCAGUGUUUCUUCUAACAUUGUCUGUGAACAAGAUCUGUUUAUGUUAGCUCAAAACCCGGGGGGCAAAGAGAGAACCCUAAAGGAAUAUGAGGCCUUAGCUUUAAAAACAGGUUUCUCUGGCUGUGAAGUAAUCUGCUGUGCUUAUAACAGCUGGGUCAUGCAAAUGGAGAAAAGGGCAAUUUAUUGAAGUUCUAUUGGAAACUUCCAUUUCCUUUCAUCUACCCCCACAGGAGGAUUCAACAUAAUGUUUACUUUUUAUAGUGUUUGAUAAUAUUCUUGGGGUUUACUCAAAAUUACCUUCUGUUGCCAGUACUUUUAAGUUCUGCUAGUGAUGAUGAUGAUGAUGAUGAAAAGAAAAUUCUAAAAAGAUCCCGAGACAUGCAUAUUUAUUUGUAUUAUGAAAUUUCUAAAAUGAAAAAAAAAACGAACAGUACUUAUUAUGUUAAAUAAUAACAAAAUUAAUGCUCAA